UUACCAACGCAUACUGGGCCGCAACGAAACAAUUUCCAUAUUACGUAACAGUCCGCCCAAAAAACACAGAAAAAUACUCGGUUCAAUCGCUUUGUGGUGGUGCACUCAUUAAAAAAAACUAUGCUAUAAUAAGUAACAGCUGUAAAUUGGACAAGAAUGACAGCUAUGUUGCUUUUGAUUUUUUUGAUACUUAUACUAAAGGAGAAGGUUCAAAAUUAGUUGCCAUCAAUAAAAUCGUUAGACCAACACAACAAAUAGAGAAUAACGUAGCUUUAUUGCAGUUGAAGGAAGAAAUGGAACUCAACGAUUACGUAAAUGUUGUAUCGUUGCCCACAGCUAAUGCAAAUGUUGAAAUGAAAAAAGACAGUUUAUUUAUAACAUGGAAUUCAUAUGUCUACUUUAUUAAAUGGUAUUAUGCAAUAUAUUACAAUAAAGCUCAAAUCCUGAACGAAGGGUCUUGCGAGGAGAUUUUGCAGACUAAGAUGUCGACAUCGACAUUUUGCAUCCGAGGCUUUCUCGAGUUAGACUCUCCCCCGAAUCCCCCUGGCGCAAUAUUGAUUCAAACUUAUGAUUACCGGCCCGUGUUGGUUGGAAUCGCUGGUUCAGAUGGAAGAAUUUUCACAAAGGUUUCGUCGCAUGUCGAUUGGAUAUUAAGGGAAAUGGAAGCCAUGGAGAACCAGCGCAACAAUACGUCGUUUGGUCCAUCAGUCAAAAUUGAUACAGGGCAACAGUGA
Molecule: messenger RNA, 734 nt
Organism: Copidosoma floridanum
Lineage: Eukaryota; Metazoa; Arthropoda; Insecta; Hymenoptera; Encyrtidae
Source: RefSeq, a predicted model, not a curated record